AUGAGGCUUGGGCUGUGGAACUGGUUCAGCGUGGAGCUCGAGGCGAGCGAGUGCGCGGAACUCAAACAACUCUUGGUGGAUCGCACCACACUUGAGGGGAGCGAAUGUGAAGACUUUUGUCGCCUUCUGUGGAUGUGCCGUAUUAUCGCUGCGGAUCAGCGUGUAGUGUGGGAGCACCUCUCCGCCUCAUUCACGGACACAUUUAGACAUUCCGUAGACCAGUGGAACGAGCAGUUGGCUGUGAAGGUAUUGCGGGCACGGGUGGACAGCAUGGACGACGCAGAAGUUGCGUUACAGCUGCGCGAGAAGCUUGAGCGACAUCUCACCGCUGCACUAAAGCCGAUGACUGCAACCUUGCCUCGUGUGGAGCUGAGGGACGCUGCAAAGAGGGCGGGGGACUGCCCAUACAUGGUGGUUCCCGCGGCAGAGGGUGCAGAGGGUUCACUCGUAUGCAGCGCUCCGCUUCCUGCAUUUGGAGAACUUUUGCGCAUUCCACGCGAGCGCAUGUUCUUCGUGGAUACAGUCGUGAAGUACAGUGAGUUGGGGCGGGCUGUGCAGUCCUCCGCCGAGCUCUCCAGUAUGCUGAAUGGUGAGGAGCCGCUGCUUGUUCUCGCCCUUAUCUACGAGCGUCACGUGGCAGCGACAUCGCACUGGAGUGAACUCCUGGCGUCGUGCCCGAGCGUGUACCCCACUGUUCCGGGCUUCUGGGACUGGGACGACCUCGCUGAGCUGGAGGGCCUCGAUAUUCUGGACGAUGUUUUGGCCAAGCGUGCGCAGCUGGUACAGUUUCAUGAGGAAAUUAAGGCCGUCUUGCCCUUCAUUUAUGAGGCUCUCGAAGGACGUAGUGCACUUGAGAGGGAUGAAUUUUUGGGCUGCUUCACUGUUGAGACGGUGAUGUGGGCCCGUGCAACAUUUGACUCUCGCGCGUUUAACCUGAACAUUGACGGGCGCGUCGUGUUGGCGCUGGUGCCCGUGGCAGACAUGAUUAAUCACGGCAAUCGCUCCAAUGUGCUUGUGCGGAAGGUCGAGCCUGACGGGGGAGACUUUGUCAUGCAGGUCGGGGCGAGCUUGACUGCCGAGGACGUUGGGCUUGAACUGUGGAUGAGUUACGGUCCUUUGCAGAACUGGGAGCUUCUUCAGUUCUACGGCUUUGUGAUUGAAGACAACGAGCAUGAUAAGCUGCCCUUUCCGUUCAAUGUUCCCGAAAGCGACACUGCUGAUGUCUGGGAGGAGCGGAGAGCUUCGCUUGUGGCGAAGUAUGGACUGCAUCUUGUGGGGCGUUGCUGGAUUGGCUACGACGGCUGCCCUCCGGCUGCCCUCAUCGCACUUCUGCGCGUGCACCUGGCGGAGGCAGAGGAGUUUGAUAUGAUGGAGCGCAACAGCCCGUUUGCAAUGGUGGGCGCCGACACGGAGAGGCGGGUCGUUGACACUGUAUCCGAAACAAUCCACUGUAUUCUUGAACUUUCAGGUACGUCGCUGGAGGAGGAUGAGCGCUUGCUGGAGGCGGACGCACAAAUGGGGGUACACAAUGAGGACGCCGAGGACGCAGGUGCCCUUUCGAACAAUAGAAGACUCGGUAUUGUCCUCCGUUUGGGGCUCAAGCGCAUUGCCUACCGAACAUUGGAGUGGUGUGCGGCUGCUUUUGCUGCACUUGAGACGGAGAAUUCAUCUGGCGGUAGUGAUAAACACAACGAGUAA
Messenger RNA from Trypanosoma grayi, 1698 nucleotides. RefSeq names its product SET domain containing protein. Gene Ontology annotation, biological process: peptidyl-lysine monomethylation. The coding region runs from base 1 to 1698 and encodes 565 amino acids. The record is from RefSeq and is a predicted model, not a curated record. NCBI's taxonomy places the organism in Eukaryota, Euglenozoa, Kinetoplastea, Trypanosomatida, Trypanosomatidae. The transcript has a single exon. Gene Ontology annotation, molecular function: protein-lysine N-methyltransferase activity.